Messenger RNA from Nymphaea colorata (pocket water lily), 1665 nucleotides. RefSeq names its product pentatricopeptide repeat-containing protein At5g43790-like. The record is from RefSeq and is a predicted model, not a curated record. Lineage: Eukaryota; Viridiplantae; Streptophyta; Magnoliopsida; Nymphaeales; Nymphaeaceae. Bases 1 to 1665 code for a protein of 554 amino acids. Gene Ontology annotation, biological process: RNA modification. Gene Ontology annotation, molecular function: RNA binding; protein binding. The transcript has a single exon.
AUGAGCGCCACUUCCCUUCUGAUCCUGCCCCUCCACAGCCUCCCUUCUUCCGACUCCCUCUCACCGAAGCACCUUCACCUGUCCCUCCCAAGAAAGCUCAUCUCUCGCCGUCGUGCCUCCUCCCCGCCCCUCCCUAUUACCUCGGAAGGACUUCCUCCGUCUCCUUCCUUCCUUCCACAUGGCACCGACAGCUCAACACUUUACCGAGAGAUGGUCUCCCUCUUGCGUUCUUGCGACAACCUUCAGCAUUUGAAGCAAAUUCACGCCCGCUUGUUCCGGCUCAACCUCCACAUGAAGAUCUUCUUCGUCACGCAGCUUGUCGCCCUGUAUGCAGCCUUCGCAGCCAUGGACUACGCUCUUCGACUCUUCGACUUCAAGAAGAAGAAGAAUGUCUUCCUCUGGAAUGCGAUGAUUCGUGGGUAUUCGAAGUCCGCCUGCCCGCACAGGUCAAUUGAAGUUUUCUGCGAUAUGCUUCUGGAAUUCCGGCCCGACGAAUUCACGUUUCCUUACCUUCUGAGAUCUUGUGAGUCGAUUUGUGAAGGGAAACAGGUGCAUGCUCAUGUCUGGAAGGCUGGCUUGGACGAUAAUGUGUUCGCUUGCUCUGCCUUGAUAGCAAUGUACGGGAAUUUCGGUGCAAUUGGGGAGGCGCACAAGGUGUUUGACAAAAUGCCUGAAAGAGAUGUUGUUUGCUGGAAUGUUAUAAUUACUGGUUAUUCUCGUGCAGGGAAUCCGGAAAUGGUCCUGUUCAUGUUCCAACAGAUGGUUCAACAGGAGAUAGUGCCCACUUCUGUGACAAUGGUUAAUGUCUUGGGUGCUUGCGGCGAUACGGGUGCGUUAAUUCAGGGAAGAUGGAUUCAUGAGUUCACGGUCAGGAACAAGAUUCAGAUGAACUUAUUCGUUGAGACUGCACUAAUCGCCAUGUACUCAAAGUGUGGCGAUGUUGAGGCAGCUCGGAAAGUGUUUGAUGAGGCAGAACAUAGGGAUUUAGUGCUCUGGAGUGCAAUGCUGGGAGGAUAUGGAAUGAACGGUUGUGGAAUGGAAGCACUGGAACUAUUUUCUUUAAUGGAAACUUGUGGUUUGAAGCCAGACAGCAUCACAUUCGUCUCCCUUCUCUCGGCAUGCAGCCAUGCUGGACUUGUUGAGGAAUGCUUGAAUUUGUUCAGUUCAAUGAGUAAGGGUUACGGGAUCGAGCCAGAGAUUGAGCAUUACGCCUGUGUGGUUGAUCUUCUGGGCCGGUGUGGCCAGCUAGAAGAAGCCAUUAGAUUCAUAGAAUGCAUGCCUAAGAAGCCUGGUGCAAGCAUUUGGGGUGCUUUGUUAGGUGCCUCCAGAGUGCAUGGGGAUGUCGCCUUGGCAGAGAAGGCUGCGGACAGAUUGUUUGAGCUGGAGCCAGAGAAUGCAGGAAAUUAUGUACUGCUAUGCAACUUAUAUGUCGAUUGUGGAAGAUUGACAGAUGCAAUGGGUUUAAGGAGAGCAAUGAGGAAGAAGAAAAUCAAGAAAGUGCCAGGUUGUAGUCUGAUAGAGGUUGGGAACAGAGUUAACUCAUUUACUGUGGGGAGCAAGUCUCACCCAGAGAGUGAGAGAAUUUAUGCUGCACUUGAAUGGUUGAACCUUCAUGCUAUGGAACUGGGCUACCAGAUUAAUGGAGUUUCUUUCUCUGAUGAUUAA